UACAGUAUAAAAACAUGUCGGACAAAAUGACUCAAAACGAGUUUUCUCAAAUGUUGAGGACGUUUUUACCUGGAGACAAAUUUAGAGAAGUAACAAUGCUCCUGAAAAAGGGUAAUCUGGAGCUGCUUUUGGAUAAGACGUACAGGGAAUGGUUGAACAGGCAAAGUUAUAUGAUGUCAAAUGUUGGCCAAGAUAAUGAUUCUCAUGUCAAGGAGAAAAUUGCUGCAAUUAUUGAGAAGUUAGUUCAGUGCGUGGAACCAACCAUCUCAGGUGAAGGGGGUUGGGACAGAGAAAAGAUGAUGAAGUAUCAAACACAAUCUUCUGCUGUUAUGUUGAUUUGUCAAGUUUUGUUGUCCGCAUUAUUCUGUGAUGAUAGUCAAAAGGAAACAGGCAGUGGAGUGACUUUGGAUUCAACUUGUAGGAAGUGUAUCAUGAAAAAGGUCAGCUGCUGUUUGGUGACAUUAUGUGCUGCACACACAACGUCACAGCUGUGGACAAGUACAACAUCAAAGACUGCAGCGUAUGAAUUACUGUCACUGAUAUGCACUCACUGCCAGUGCUCAUCAAUACCAGAACUGCUCUGUGGAUGUGUUGAGGUAGAAUCUGGUGUCUUGACGGAAGAAAACAAAUUUGAAGACAGCCGGACAUUUAACAGAGUGUUUCCUCUAGGAUUGUUCAGACAUGUACUUGACUAUUUAAGACCACAGCUUCUAAAAGAUACUUGGAAGAAAUCUCCACUUGCUUGUCAUGUGUUAGUGUGGUGUACAAUGCAAGUUAAGCAUCCUUACAUUGGAGAACACUUUUUUAAACUGAUGUCUCCUUUGUUACUUCUCAUAGAUGAUUAUGAGAUGGAGAGCAAAACGUUGGGGUUUAAGUGUUUGAAACACGUUGUUGAUAACAUGAAUUCAGCCGAGUUGCAGUGGUAUGGAAGAGCUGAUGUUCUUUUUGAGGCUGCCCAACGUCACGUGUACACUAGUGACCCGUUCCUGGUCCGUGUUCUUCAUCCAUGCUUGCUAAGCAUCCUGACUGUUGUAGAACCUUCUCCACAGAAAUCCAAGUUUGGAAGGAAGACAACUAAGUGCGACAGCGUGUUUCAGAUUAUUCUCUCCUCCAUGGAGUUUGAAAGUAAAAUUGCGAUGAGAAGGGCGUAUGCAAGCCAUCUGAAAGAUUUUAUUGAGCACAUGGGCAUCACAAUACUUCGUCACUUUAAGCGGCUUUUAAGAGUUCUGGUCUCGUUCUUGGAAGUGAGUGAUUAUCCUGAUGAAGAGACGCGACUGAACAUCUUGGACUCGUUAAACGCCGCAAUGCUACAAGCAUGGCCGAGGAUUCCUAAUCACAGUUCAACAAUCCUCAAGUGUCUUCUAAAGUUGCUUGUUGAUGUGACAGACUCUUCUGCUCAUCUAACAACUGGAGCUUAUCAGCAGUUGAAAAGUAAAACAGCAGAGUGCUUGCUUACACUGUUGAGGUGUUGUGGCAAAGUCGUUGAGGACCAGUUGAAAGAGUUAAAAGGUGUAGGACACAAAGAAGUUGAAGCCUGCGCGGAGAAAGUACUGAAAGCAAAUAACAGAGAAACGGGGGUGCCAGUUUCCCUUCAAGAAAACGAGAUCACGUGACAGCUUGUGUGUGGUGAAUAUCGAAAGAUAGCAAACAUGCAUACUUAUGACACCAGUGCGUAUGGCUCUCUGUGGCUCACAGGAAGGUGCGACCUCUCACGUCACCAGAAGAACCUCUCUGUAUUCAUUAUGGACCUUGCUGUGUGGACCACCUCCCCCUGGAUUCAGCAAGGUUUAAGCAAUUCAUUCGCGUCCAGAAUUUAAUUCUAUAACUUAAUUUGUUAGGCUUCUUUUGCCGGAGAUGUUUCGCUGGAACGUUUCUUGUAAAACACUUCGUCCUUAUUGCAAGAUAAAUCCUGUUCU
This is a messenger RNA of Orbicella faveolata, 1916 nucleotides long. Its product is annotated as TELO2-interacting protein 2-like. NCBI's taxonomy places the organism in Eukaryota, Metazoa, Cnidaria, Anthozoa, Scleractinia, Merulinidae. The record is from RefSeq and is a predicted model, not a curated record. Gene Ontology annotation, cellular component: TTT Hsp90 cochaperone complex.